Molecule: messenger RNA, 1471 nt
Organism: Durusdinium trenchii
Lineage: Eukaryota; Dinophyceae; Suessiales; Symbiodiniaceae
Source: the annotation of a GenBank genome assembly
CCGCAUUUCCCAGCCGAGGGGCUGCACCGUUGGUGCUUUUCGAGUGGUGCCGGUGCCAUGAGUCGGACGAUGCCACUGCCCUUUUUGCUGCACCAGACAUCAGCUUUUCAGCCGAGAUGGAACUGGGGUCCUGCCUUAAUGCCCUUUAUCGGUGUGGCGCUUAUUUUGUUCAAGACUCUAGUUAUCAUUUGUGGUCUCCAACUUCUUCGCUAUGCAGCCCUGGUGGACCAUAGAGAGGGUCUGAAGUAUAGGCUUCUCGGCCUCUCCAUGGCAAUGGCAAUCGGGCCACUUGCAGAAGUUUCUGCGUAUGCCUUUGCUCCACAAUCCCUCCUAGCUCCCCUGGACGGCUUUGAUGUCAUAUGGAACAUUUUGCUGGCGCCGUACACUUUGGGUGAAAGUAUUAGCAGCGCGAAGGUGAUGGGCACAGGCCUCGUGUUCGCGGGGGCAGUCUCGGCCCCAAUGUUUGGACCGCACAACAAGCCACCUGAGACGAUGGCAUCUCUCCGAAUGAAAUUCUUGAGCCGCAACUUCUUCGGGUGGGCUUUGGUUUGCCUUGCUCUGGCAAUCUUCGGCUUUGUGACCUUGCCGCCCCCCAGCCGUGACAGCCGGAUAGCACUACGUGGGUUGAUGCUAGCCAUGGGCGGUGGCUUUGUAGCUGGGCAAAGAUUCUUUCUCUCAUCUACUGCCACUGUCAUCCACACCUCCUUUGAUGAGGGCGACUGGGAUAUGUGGAAUUAUCCACUUGCCUACUUUAUAGUUGGAGGCAUGUUCUUUGUGGCCAUCAUGAACGCUAUCUUGCUAAAUAAAGGACUGGCGGAGUUUGAGGCCAUGUUCAUGAUCCCAACAUUUGUUGGUACCUCCAUCAUCACCACAGCAGUGUCAGCAGCAGUUAUAUUGAAGGAGACGGCAACCUUAAUUUGGUGGAGGCUGCUGGGGUAUUGGUUUGGAAUUAUGCUGGUGGUCAGCGGCUUGGUCAUCAUUGCCCGGGAUGCCCGUCAUCAGCUGAACGGUUGCAGAGACCAACGGGAGUCUCAACGAGAAUUGCGACCAACCUCCGACAGCAGGGCGAUGAACCAUAUGAGCACGAGCAACAACAUGACCGUGGUCCCGUGCAACAGCGUAAGCAUUGACGAUCAGGACUCAUGACCGACGCUCCAGUGAACCUCAACACAGACACAGACCAGCUGCACUUGGUAGCUGAAUCUAGUCGGUAGGCGAAGGCCUGGGUCAAUAGUAUUCAAGGAGUUAGCAGUCUGCAACCCUUGGACAUGUGCGCAAUUCAGAUCGUUGAAUUAUACCUCACAGCUGAGCCCAGCGCACAGUGGGCAGCCUUGAACCUAUGCGGCGUGUGCCAGAUCACAGACCGUGAACCGUGAGUCUACCUUUGUUUUGGCUCCACCCUUUGUAAAUCCACAGAGGGUGGACCACCUGAAAACUUUCUUGGGUUCUUGGUGAGUGACCUCCAUGAUCC